AUGACUGAGAACGAUCGCAUCGAGUAUAACUGGAUUCCAAAUGUGGAGUAUCUUUCAAGAUAUGCGCCCGGGGGCUAUCAUCCAAUCAUGGUCGGUGAUGUACUACAUGGUCGUUAUCACAUUGCAGACAAACUUGGCUCUGGGGGCUAUUCGACAGUUUGGCUUGCCCGAGAUACUCACGCAAACCGAUAUGUUGCUCUCAAGGUUAAUAUUGCCGACUCGAAUUCUCGCGAGACGGGUAUUCUCAAGGCUCUUUCUACACCUCCUUCAUCACCUUCAUUGGCACAUCCUGGGUAUGAUUUAGUACCUCAUCUCUUAGAUGAGUUCAAAGUGGACGGCCCUAAUGGAACUCAUACAUGUUACACGGUGGCCCCUGCACAAGGCAAUCUUAGGGAUAUAGGCUUUAGUCGGCUUUUCCCCCUCGACGUUGCUCGAGCGCUAUCAUAUCGUUUGGUACAGGCUGUUGCUUAUCUACAUUCAAAGGGAUAUGCCCAUGGAGAUAUCCAUUUGAGCAACAUUUUGGUCAGGCUCCCGUCAACCUUCGAUGACCUUUCUAUCGAAGAAUUGUAUGAGAAGUACGGGAAACCAGAGACGGUCCCUAUUACUCGGUGUGACGGCCAGCCGUUAACACCUAAUAUACCGUCUGAAGCCGUUGGGGUGCUUUGGCUAGGGAAAAGUGCAAGGGAUUUCACAUUAUCCGACACACACUUGAUUCUAAGUGACUUUGGUGAGGCGUUUUCCCCCGCCUUGAAAACCAAAUUAGGUCGGCAAUGUUGCACGCCGUUUGCAUUUCGAGCCCCAGAAGCCACAUUUGAACCGCAGGCUCCACUCUCAUAUCCCUCGGAUAUCUGGAGCUUAGCUACAGCCAUUUGGGACAUCGUCGGAAUGCAGACCGUUUUCAGUGCUGAUUACUUGGAGGAAGAUGAGGUAUUAUCUCAGCAUAUCGAUGUACUAGGGCCAAUGCCUUCAGACUGGUGGCAGCGCUGGGAGGGAAAAUCGAGAUUUUUUGACGAGUCUGGGCAUUCAACGAAGUACCACAAGAGAAACAAAUGGUAUCCACUUGAUCAGUCAUUCGAGACCCAAGUUCAAAAAUGGAGGCGGGAGGAUGCAGACGAAAUGCAGGAAGACGAGAAAAUCGCGUUUCUAAAUAUGAUGCGCCAGAUGCUUAUGUUCCGACCAGAAGAGCGACUAACUGUCGAACAGGUGCUGGAGUCAGAGUGGAUGGUCAAAUGGGCAUUGCCUGAUUACCAGCGGAGCUAA
This is a messenger RNA of Penicillium psychrosexuale, 1260 nucleotides long. RefSeq lists its product as uncharacterized. The record is from RefSeq and is a predicted model, not a curated record. The transcript has 2 exons. Bases 1 to 1260 code for a protein of 419 amino acids. Lineage: Eukaryota; Fungi; Ascomycota; Eurotiomycetes; Eurotiales; Aspergillaceae. Gene Ontology annotation, molecular function: protein kinase activity; ATP binding. Gene Ontology annotation, biological process: spliceosomal complex assembly; regulation of mRNA processing; protein phosphorylation.